Molecule: messenger RNA, 7700 nt
Organism: Fundulus heteroclitus (mummichog)
Lineage: Eukaryota; Metazoa; Chordata; Actinopteri; Cyprinodontiformes; Fundulidae
Gene: ncoa6
Product: nuclear receptor coactivator 6
Biological process (GO): positive regulation of transcription by RNA polymerase II
Cellular component (GO): histone methyltransferase complex; nucleus; transcription regulator complex
Source: RefSeq, a predicted model, not a curated record
UUUGGUAAGCACCACCGGAAGCCGUUCUUUUAACCUGCUAAUCAGAACCAUGUUUUGUUAGCCUUCCUAGCAAGCAGAUUUCGACUGGUUAAACGCAUCUUAUGUCGAUUAUGCGCGCAUAAAAACGAUUGAAACGCCACUCCUAGGACAGGGGGAGGAUGGCUCACCAACAAAGCCCACCUGACACGUCCCAGAAGACGGAGCACCCGGAGUCUGAUAGCGAUUCAGACCGAGACUCUGGUGUUGGGGACGACGCAGUUGAAGAAGCUGAUAGUUGCCAUAUAUACGGUUCGACUGAAGUAGAUGAGGCUAAGAAGGAAGAUGGUGUGAAGGAUGAAGACUCCACAGUGUUUGUUGCCUUUCAAGGGAACAUGACUGACGAGGAUUUCGCUCAAAAACUUGACUCGGUUCUCAACGGGAUACCCAACGUGCUUAAUAUGGGCUCUGAAAAGCUGCAGCCACGGCGUGUAGAGCCAUGGAACAGUGUCCGCGUUACCUUCAACAUUCCCCGAGAUGCCGCCGAGCGUCUCCGGCUGCUGGCCCAGAACAACCAGCAGCAGCUCAGAGACCUGGGCAUCCUCUCUGUGCAAAUAGAAGGCGAGGGAGCAAUCAAUGUGGCUGUUGGACCAAACCGAGGACAAGAAGUCAGAGUGAACGGACCAAUCGGUGCUCCUGGUCAGAUGAGAAUGGAUGGUGGCUUUCCAGGUCAGCCUGGUCCAGGAGGGGUAAGGAUGCCCAACCCGUCAAUGGGUCCACGUGGGCCAGGCAUGCCGGUUCAGCCCAUGUUACCAGGCAGCAGUGGACAGUUACACGCUCGUGCACAGAGACCACCUUUACAAACAGAUGUGAUGGAUCCAAUGAUGCCGGUCAUGUCAGUUCAGCAGCAGCAGCAGCAGCAGCAGCAACAACUUCAGCACCAACAGGGUGCUCCACAUGGUUCAGGCCCCAUGUCUGCUCAGGCUGCACAUCACAUGCAGGCUCUGCAGGCGGGGAGGCCGCUCAACACCGCUGCCCUGCAACAUCAUCACCAACAGCAGCAGGCCCAGCAGCAAGCUCAGCUCGGACCGCGGCCUCCGUUCAACCCUCCGGGCCAAAUGGGCGCGCCUCCUGGCUGGAAUCAGCUGCCCUCUGGCGUACUGCAGCCACCAGCAGCCCAAGGAGGUCCUGCCUGGAGAAAACUUCCCCCUCAAAACCAGAUGGUUCAACGGCCACCGUCCAUAGCUACAGUUCAGACCCCCAAUCACCCUCCGCCCCCGUAUCCAUUUGGCAGCCAGCAGGCUGGCCAGUUAUUUAAUGCAAUGGGGCAAGGACAGUUACAGCAGCAGCAGGCGGGGGGAAUGGGUCAGUUUGCUGCGCCGCAACCUAAAGGCCAACAGGCUGGUCCCGGUGGUGUCAGCGGACCGCCCAGACCCCCGCUACCCUUACCGUCAACGUCCGGACCACAGAGCAACAUCACUGCCAAGUCUCCUGGAUCAUCUUCGUCUCCUUUUCAGCAAGGUUCUCCGGGGACACCUCCUAUGAUCGGUCCGAGGCCUACAACUCCUCAGGGCUUCCCCCAGGGUGUCGGCUCACCAGGCAGAGCAGCUCUCGGCCAACAGGGUAACAUGCAGCAAGGAUUCAUGGGAAUGCCCCAACAUGGGCAGCCUGGAGCCCAAGUUCACCCGGGCAUGGGAAAGCGUCCUAUGGGCUUCCCAAACCUGAACUUUGUUCAGGGUCAGGUGAGUGCCGGCACUCCAGGAACCCCCGGAGCAACUCAGCAGCUGCAGAACAACCAAGGCAUAACUCACACAGGAGCCCAGCCAGCAGCAUCCACUCCAAACUCGAUGCAGGGACCACCCCACAUUCAGCCCAAUAUAAUGGCUGGUCAAAGUAGUAUGGCAGGCCCACCCCCCGGUUCCACGGCCGGUGCUGGUAUGGGCCAGCAGCAGCCUGGCCUCCAGACCCAAAUGAUGGGCCUCCAGCAUCAGGCCCAGCCUGUGUCCUCCUCCCCCAGCCAGAUGGUUCAAGGCCAGGGUGGAGGUCAGACUGUCCUUUCAAGGACCAUUGGUCAAGGGCAGAGAGGAGGGAUGACCCCACCUAAGCAAAUGAUGCCACAGCAAGGCCAGGGGGUGAUGCAUGGGCAGGGUCAGAUGGUUGGAGGCCAAGGGCAUCAGGCCAUGCUCCUGCAGCAGCAGCAGCAGCAACAAAACUCCAUGAUGGAGCAGAUGGUUGCUAACCAGAUGCAAGGAAACAAACAGGCGUUCGGGGGGAAGAUUCCACCUGGGGUUAUGCCUGGCCAGAUGAUGCGGGGCCCUUCGCCCAAUGUUCCCGGCAACAUGCCUCAGUUCCAGGGCCAGGUCGGCCCACAGCAGAUGACUCCGCAGCAGCAGCAGCAAAUGGCUCAACUUCAGCAGCAACAGCAGUUGCAGCAGCAUCAGCUGCAACAACAGCUUCAGCAGCAGCAGCAGCAGCACCAACAGAUGAACCAACAACAGCCCCAGCAGGUCCCGAUAGCUGGCAAUCCUAAUCAGAGUAUGGGAAUGCAUGGGCCACAGAUGAGACUCCCUGCUGGUCAUCAUCUCAUUCAACACCAGCAGCAACAGUUGCAACAACAGCUUCAUCAACAAAAACAACAACAGGCUAUGUUGCAGCAGCAGCAGCAACAACAACAGGCAGCCCAGCAACAUCAGCAUGUCAUUGGAGAUCCAAAUAGUGGAACAGGGGACUUAGGUGUGCAGCAGAUGGUCCCCGAUAUGCAAGCCCAGCAGCAGCAAGGCAUGAUGGGAGCCCCCCAGCAUAUGCAGUUGGGGAAUGGUCACUUUCAAGGUCAUGGCAUGAACUUCAACCCACAGUUCCCUGGUCAGAUGCCAGUUGGAGGACCGUGUGGACAGCAAGCCGGCUUUCCCGUGAGCAAAGACGUCACACUGACCAGCCCGCUGCUGGUCAAUCUGCUGCAGAGCGAUAUCUCGGCAAGCCAGUUUGGACCAGGAGGAAAACAGGGCGCCGGUGGGGAUAAUCCAGCUAAACCCAAAAAGAAGAAGCCACCCCGAAAGAAGAAGCCCAAAGAGAGCGAUGGACAGCAGCAAGUAGAGGGACUUGGGGGUCUCGAUGGGAGUGUUGGCAUGGACGAUCCUGAAUUGCCAAAUCUUACCGGAGAGCAAGGUUUGGGUUUGGAAAGCUCAGGCCAGAAACUCCCAGAUUUCCCUAAUAGACCUGCAGGUUUUCCAGGUCAGACAGGAGAACAGAGAGUGCUGCAACAGGUGCCCAUGCAAUAUAUACAACAACAACAACAGCAGCAGCAACAGCAACAACAGCAGCAACAACAACAACAACAACAACAGCAGCAGCAACAACAACAGCAACAUCAUCAGAUGCAACAAAUGCAACAGCAGCAUAUACAGCAACAGCAAAUGCAGCAGCAGAGACAACAUCAAAUGCAGCAGCAGCAAAUGCAACAGCAACAACAACAGUUACAAAUGCAACAACAACAGCAGCAGCAGAUUAUGCAAAUGCAAAAUCUUCAGAAUGCUCAAGUGCAGCAAGGGAUGCCGGGGUCACAAGCUCCAGGUCAAAGCCAACCACAGAUGCAUCCUCAUCAGCUGCAGCAGCAACAACAACAACAACAACAACAACAACAACAACAGCAACAACAACAGCAGCAACAACAACAACAACAAUCACAACAGCAGCAGUUGCAGCAGCCCAGCCUACAGCAGCAGCAACAAAUGAUGAUGAUGCUAAAGAUGCAACAGGAGCAAUCCAAGAAUCGCAUGCCUAUUCCCCCUGGAGGGCAACUCCCUCCUCGAAGUGUAGGCAAUCCAACCGAGGUGCAGCGGCAUCCUGUGUCGCAGCAGGGCAACAUGCCUGUAAUGAUCAACCUUCAAGGCCAUGGGGGUGUCCCACCAUCCCCUGACAAAGCCAGGGGAAUUCCCCUAAUGGUGAACCCACAACUUUCAGGUGCUGCGCGGAGAAUGUCCCAUCCAGAUGUAGGGCAGGGACCCCAGGGCAGUGGGUCUGAGGAGGUCUCUACUGGUCCCCACACAAAGCAAGACAGGCCUAGUGGCCCUGAAAUCGGAGGUCAAUCUGGAAAUGGGGCCCAGCAGAUCAUAACCACCCAGAGUUCCAACCCUCAAAUGAUGAAGCAGGGUCCUGGUCAAACACAGAUGCCGCAGCAUACCGGUGCCAGUCCUCAGCAGCAGUUAACCACUCAACCCCAACAAGGAGGCCACAUGCCUGGCCUUCAUUUCCCCAGUGUCCCUACGUCCUCACAGAGCUCAAGGCCCAAAACCCCAAACAGAGCGAGCCCCCGGCCGUACCACCACCCCCUGACUCCAACCAAUCGACCACCCAGCACCGAGCCCUCAGAAAUCAACCUUUCGCCCGAAAGACUAAAUGCCUCCAUUGCAGGGUUGUUUCCUCCCAAAAUUAACAUUCCUCUUCCUCCACGACAGCCAAACCUUAACAGGGGGUUUGACCAGCAGGGUCUGAACCCAACAACUCUGAAAGCCAUUGGCCAGGCUCCCCCUAGCCUAACUCUACCAGGCAACAACAACAACGGCAAUCUAGGAGGAAACAACUCCAACAAUCAACAGUCCGCUGGGGCUGGCGUAGGGGUGUUAGGCGCUAAGCAAGACAAACAGGCCGGGGGUCAGAAUAAGAGGGCGAGCCCCAGCAACAGUCGUAGGUCAAGUCCGGCCUCCAGCCGAAAGUCUGCCACUCCAAGUCCAGGAAGGCAAAAGGCGUCAAAAAACACCAUGAACUGCCCUCCUCACCAGCAGCAGAUGGUAAAUCCUCAGGGACAAACCAUGAUGCUAAGCCCGUCCUCGGUACCUCAAAGUCCAGCAUCUAUGCCUUCACAAGUCGGUGGAGGCAUAGAGAUGCAGCAGAGCCAGACCCACCAUGGUAUUCAUGGAAACCCUGUUGAUGGAUUUAGGGAAAGUCAAGGAUUAAUGCCACAAGAGCAGCGACAGAUGCCACAACAGCAAGCCCAGACACAGCAAUUCAGGGAUUUAUCAUCGUCCAGAAUGGCGAGUCCUCGUAUGCCGGUGCAUCAGGUACCCAAACCGGAGGUCGAAAUGCAGACCAACGCAGUUGACAGACCCCCGACACACCCAGCAACCGGACAGACCCCAGAGAGCUCGUCUGCUCUUAGAGGAGCUCCGACAUCCCUCAACCAGUUACUGGAUAACUCAAAUACUCCGAACGUGUCGCUUCGACCCACACAACCAGGGAACGACAACCACAAGUCUGCUUUGGAUCCAGACAGGCCUCAAUCCAGCAGUUCUCAGAAUGGAGAUAAGUCGACAUCCGUCGUUACUGGUGGCGCUGCUGCUGCGAAUAACGCUCUGGCUGUGUCUAAAUCUGCUCCUAAUCCCACCAGUGGUUCUGCCUUGCCACUUACUUCAGUUCCAAGCUCGCACCCUGCCACCGCUGUAAACUCCAGUAGUACCCUUAGUCUUAAACAAAACCCAUUACCCAGCCUUUUAAACCCAAACGUAAAUCCAGCAGCCACUCAUUCCAGCUCAGUGUGCAUUAACACCAGUGCCGGUCCGGGUCUUGGCACCAGUACACCUACUUCUGGUCAGAACACUUCUGCCUCGACGGUUAGUGCCGGUUCUGCAGUAAACCCCGCCAACUCGGCUGUUAAACAAAGCCCCAGUCCGAAACCUGUGACGAGUGUUCAGUCAGUCAUACAGAUCCCCACGUCGUCGAGCAACAUUUCCCCCAACCAGAUAACGGUGUUUGUGACAUCAACACCCAUCACAUCUGCCCCCACCUCACAGGUGCCUACAUCUAUGGUAUCCACCAUGGUUGCCGUCCCCAAUAAGAAUAUAAGGCCUCAGGACAUCCGGCAUCAGAGCUCUGGCCCUCGACCUGCACAGUUUAUCACCACUACUCCUGUAUUUAUUAACCCGAUUUUUCAGGUCCCGGCGUCCUCCAUGGCCCCCAAUUCCACAGUUGUAUCACAGUCGGUAACCAUGGUGGGGUCCCUGCAAGUCUCGGCUGGAAACAUCCAUCUCUCUCAUGCCCCAAGUUCCUCACAGACCACAGGGGCUAUCAUGACAAGCUCUCAGUCCAACAGGAGUGCUCUCGGACAGGUCCACAUAGCCACUAGUAUGUCCUCAUCCGGGCCAGUUAGUACUCUCUUAGCUCCUCAGCAAUUUAACCAAGGAGGUAUGAAAACAGAAACUCCCAGUGAGGCGAGUUCCUCUCAGAAAUCUGCUCUCUCGGCCCAUCAGCCUUCUCCCCACCCGGGUCCUUCUGUAUCAACUUCCUUUCAGCUGCCUCUGGCUUCUCCGCCUCCUUGCUCCAGUCCCAUGGCUGUUAACCCCGUUCGUAAGAGUCCCGUGCCUCCGUCGCCUACUUCCCAAAUGAAAACAAUGCCAACAUCAGCCACCGUAUCCAGCUCUGUCAAAGGCGACUCCCAGCCAAGUACUGUAGAAAGGCCUCUCCAGGGGCAUGCAGGGGGUGUCCCACAGCCGGUCUUCUUUCCUCCUGCUAAUCAGACUGACGGACAGGCUCCUCAUACUACAGCUUAUGGUUCGACUAGCAAUCCAUCUGUAGUUUCUUCUCAAAUCCCUUGCCAAGCUGCGGUUCCCACCCAGAGUGUUGGUCAGGCUUCUCCGCCAGCUUCAGUCCCAAAUCAACCACCGCCUGUAAAUUCUCAAGCUCCUGUUGUGACUGUAGUUGGCGCUGGGGUUUCUUCCAGCACUUUGCUCUCUACAGUCACUCCCAUACAAUCUCCUGUAACAUCUGUUCUUCCAAUUGUUGCUGCAAGCGGACCCGGUGAGGCUUCCCACGCCGCCGCCUCCUCCUCUCCGCCUGGUAUUGGCAGCGGAGUCCCAGCUAGCCAGUCCAAUUCCCCCGCUGCGGAGCCUUCCUUACUGCCAGCAACGGCACCUGCUGAAUCCACCCAGACCAACCCAGCACCCCUUCAAGCAGAAGCUUCACAGGAACCUGCCUCGACUGAGAAGACUGGUGAGGACAUCUCAACAGGUUCUGAGCAAGGAUGGGCAAAGAAAAGAAAGACGCCCAUCAACAUAGUCCCAAGAGCUGCUGUGGAGAAGCCCAAGGGGCCAAGCAGACGGAGCUCCAGGGCUGAGAAGGAGGUGGAGGAGGAGCCAGCAGUAGACAGUGGCAUCAGGAAGAGAUCAGCCAGGCCUGGAACAAGUGCUGCAGUUAAAGAAACGGCAGCGAGCCCGACCCAGGCCAAACGAAGGAAGUCUAAAUAGGCCCAACAGCGGUUGUUUACCUGUGAACUGUACUGUAAAUGUUUCUGUUUUUCUGCUGUGAAUCAGUUUAGUUCCCCCGGCUCAGUGUAAAACUUCCAUUAGACGAAGAUACUAUGUACAGAUCGUUUUAUGAAAAGAAAUGAAGCUAUUGUUUUUGUUGAAGCUUAUAUGUGUGAUUGUAGCUAGAAUGUGUGCAUACAGUUUGUGUGAAUGUGCUUUUUUUUUUUUUCUUCUUCGAUAAAAUGCUGGAUUAAUCAUGAAGCUUGACAAUGAAACUCACCAUUUACUGUAUGAUUAAGUUGUAAAAUUGAAUUAAAUUUUCUACUGCUUUCGUUCCGUGAAAUUACAUGCUGGUUAAUUUUAUUAACCGAAAGUGAUUGUUUUAUUUUUUUUAUGUUACUAGAACUGCUUGUGCGUACAACGAACUGUAUUCCGUCCAACCAAGGGUAAUAAAUUCAAGAGGGGAACCAAACGGUCCCUCUCCCCAGU